This is a messenger RNA of Naegleria lovaniensis, 1413 nucleotides long. RefSeq lists its product as uncharacterized. Lineage: Eukaryota; Heterolobosea; Eutetramitea; Acrasida; Naegleriidae. The record is from RefSeq and is a predicted model, not a curated record. The transcript has a single exon. Bases 1 to 1413 code for a protein of 470 amino acids.
AUGAACCGAAUGCUGACCCUCUAUUAUCCUUUGCUUGAAUUUGCCUUUAGUGAGCUCCAAAUUGAAUCUUCAUUCAUUAUAAAAGCAUGUGGUAUGAUGGGUCUGUCAUGGAUAUUUGCUGAUCACUUACUUUUACGUUUUGGAGUCAAUCAAGUCAUUCUACUCCGAUAUCAUCCAACCGUACUCAAACACUCCAAAGUAUUACAACAUUUCGAUCAACAAUGUACACAACACUAUGAGAGAUCAUUUCUAGAGUUUGGAAACGUACGAGUUUAUAGAAAGAGCACAAAAAUAGGUCAUCACGAUGAUGGUGAAUGUUCCAUCAUGACUAGUAGUAGUACGAGUGGCUCAAACAUUGAGAAUCGUGGUGAUGAUGGAGCAAAUCCAAUGGAAUACAAGUAUGGUCAACACAUAUACAGAGAACAUGCAUAUUCUAUUUUGUAUCAUCAUGUUUUUACACGUCGAGGCUUAAAAGCAAUUUUUAAUUCUUCCUUUUUGGGACUAAAAGUGGUGAUGUAUUUGGCAAAACAAGGCAUGCAAGCAGUGAAUGAGCUUUAUUUCGAAGAUGAUGAAAUUGAACUCAAAAUAUCUAAUGAAGAGAGAAUUCAACAAGUGAGACAAGCUCUGGAACAAAUUGAAACACAAAUUUCAAACAUUCAGAAUGAAGCACCAAUCAAAAAUCCUGAUUGGAUUAUUUCUGUAAUGUCUCUAUUUCGAGUGAAUGGCAAUGAAGAAGAUGAAACAAACGCAAAUCAACAACAUGUUGAUGCAUUGGAAGAGAUGAAAUCAGUGUUGAUCAAUGAAUUGGAAAGCCUACAAUUGGUGGAGGAGUAUUUUCCAAUGCAUUCUACACAUUAUCGUCAUGAAAAAUCACCGUCCCACUAUAUGGUGCCCAAUUUAAAUUGGCUGCUUUCUAAAUUUCUUUUUUCUCCCAUCAAAACAAGGAGAAUGUUUUCAUUAGUGGAUGAAAUUUAUGGUAUUUCUGAAGAGAAAAGAAGAAGCAACAUUUUCAAACAUGGUUUUACAUAUCGCAUGCUUUCUGUGGCUCUCUUUGCAUUGUGCAGUUAUUUAACAGAGUCAAUCGCUAAUUUGGAGAUUUUUAGUUUUAAACAAAAGAUCAUGAUGUAUGGUAUUAGUAUGAUUUUACAAUGGAGUCUCAUCUAUCAUCCUCUUAAAACAAUUGCAACCAACGUCAUGUACGAUGAAAGCCCAUUUCUUGACGCGGAAAAAAAGAGACAAUCAAACAAAAAUGCUAAGGAUGGAUGGUGGGAAGAAAACAUAUCUCGAACAUUUUCCACGUGGUACCAAUGUGCUAAUGAUAUAUACAAAGAUCAAGGAAUCAUUGGAUUUUUCAGAGCUUCACAUGUCGGUGUUGUGUUACAGAUGAUUUCCAAUUGGAGAAAUAGUAAGUGA